Lucilia sericata (common green bottle fly) is the source of this 1020-nucleotide messenger RNA. Its product is annotated as probable basic-leucine zipper transcription factor I. The coding region runs from base 1 to 1020 and encodes 339 amino acids. Lineage: Eukaryota; Metazoa; Arthropoda; Insecta; Diptera; Calliphoridae. The transcript is spliced from 2 exons. The record is from RefSeq and is a predicted model, not a curated record.
AUGCGUGUGUUCCUGUUUACGCUUUUUGCUGGUUUUGCCUUUGCUGCUCCUCAGGGUUAUAAUUAUCAAAUUGAAUUGGGUUCCUCGGAUAAUUCUAUACAGGCCAUACCCAAUGAGUUUCAAAUACUCCAGCAGCAACAACAGCAGCAGCCCCAAAUCAUUUAUCAAGACCAACUUCCUCAGUUGCAGCAAUUGACACAAUCGUUUAAUCUACCACAACAGAGUGGUUACCAGUUUGACGAUCAAUUAUUGCAAAAGGCCCAACAACAAGUAUUGCAAUAUGAAAAUCAACUCAAACUAAACCAACAGCAACAACCACAAAUUCUUUCACUUGUUGAACAAGCACCUCCAAUUGAAACCAAAACAGCUAUUGACUCACGUAAAGUAGAACACAAAACAGAAAUCGUUAAUGAGCCACAAACACAAUUUAUCAUACAGCCCAAGAUACAAAACAAAGCACCAGAAAUAUAUCAACAGCCCAUUGAGGAGAAAAAAGUUUCAUUCCAAAAAGAAUUCUACUAUCUUUCAGCUCCUCCAGAGGAAUAUGAAACUCCCAAGGACCUAGACAAGCAACUUGCAGCUUUGAAGAAAAAUUUACGUGUUGUGUUUAUUAAGGCACCUGAAAAUAAUGGUCUGGAAAAUGCCGCCUUACAAUUAGCUCAACAAUCAGCCAAUGCCCAAACAGCUAUUUAUGUACUUACCAAACAACAUGAUGCCGCUGAAUUGGCUCAAAAAUUACAAACCGUACAGACAUCCACACCACAACGACCUGAAGUGGCCUUCAUCAAAUAUCGCACUCAAGAAGAAGCCGAACAUGCUCAACGGGUUAUUCAGGCACAAUAUGAAGCAUUGGAUGGACCCAAUCACAUUAAUAGACCUGAUACUGGUGUUACGCACAACUUUGUUGGCGCAACUGGCUCAAGCAAUGGUGUGGAACCUCGCAAAUCAUUGGCCGUUGGCGACAAGACUGAAAGUAUAAAACCAGUUUCCAAAUAUCUACCUGCAGCUGUCAAACAUUAA